Messenger RNA from Suillus plorans, 156 nucleotides. RefSeq lists its product as uncharacterized. The annotation marks the transcript as partial. The transcript has a single exon. NCBI's taxonomy places the organism in Eukaryota, Fungi, Basidiomycota, Agaricomycetes, Boletales, Suillaceae. The record is from RefSeq and is a predicted model, not a curated record.
UUGCAAGUCCUCUUACGGACAGUAUGGGACGAGAUUAUGCUGCCCAUCGUCAUCGCCCUCCAGUGUGACCUCAGAGUAACAAGCCGCUCUCGAAUCUGGCUGUGCCCAACUGCAGCCUUCACUUCCAUUCCUCUCCACGCAGCUCACCCCUUCGAA